AUCCACCGACUGAUCCACCAUAUUUCCAAAAAGUCGGAAUAAGUAGUCUGAUAGCCACCACUAGCCACUGCCAGCAAACUUGAUGUUAAGGCUAGUGUCGGAGCUGUUUUCAAUUCAGAAUUCUUUGACUCUUACCAUAUAUUAUUUCUUAAAAUGUGGGCAGAUACCGUUUUAAUCGUAUUUAUUAGUAUCUGCACUGCUCUUCUUGGAGAAGGAUUGACCUGGCUUAUGGUAUACAGAACAGAAAAAUACCAGAAACUCAAAGCAGAGGUGGAAAAACAAAGCAAAAAACUUGAGAAGAGAAAAGAGGCACACGGUGACUCGUUGGAUAAACAGCAGAAAAAAAAAAUAGAACGUGAAGAGGAGAGGCUCAAGAAUAACAAUCGGGAUCUUUCACUAGUCAAAAUGAAGUCAAUGUUUGCCAUUGGAUUCGCAUUCACUGCUCUCCUAAGUAUGUUCAACAGCAUUUUCGACGGCAGGGUUGUUGCCAGACUUCCAUUCACUCCGAUAAGCUGGAUACAAGGACUUUCGCAUAGAAAUCUACCCGGUGACGACUACAUGGAGUGCUCGUUUAUAUUUUUAUAUAUUCUAUGCACAAUGAGCAUUAGACAAAACAUACAGAAGAUACUUGGCUUUGCUCCCUCCAGAACGGCAAGCAAACAGAGCGGUAGCAUCUUUGGCCCGCCACCUCAACAAUUCAAGUGAUUUAUUGAGUGACAAGAAAAACAUUUCUUUCCAUCAACUUGAUCAAAGUGUUGAAUGUCCUCUAUGCCAAAUCACUACCUUUUUCAUUAAAAUUCGAAAUAUUUAUUAUGAAUAAUUCAAACAAUAUCGUUUUUUCUCAAGAAAGUAUCUUUAAUAUCGUAAUUCUCUCAAACGGAGAGCCCACAUUAUGGACACUGAAUCGUACUUCAUACAAAAAUAUAACGUCACUCUCUUUUAUCGCA
Molecule: messenger RNA, 947 nt
Organism: Athalia rosae (coleseed sawfly)
Lineage: Eukaryota; Metazoa; Arthropoda; Insecta; Hymenoptera; Athaliidae
Product: calcium load-activated calcium channel
Exons: 4
Coding region: 154-705 (183 amino acids)
Biological process (GO): endoplasmic reticulum calcium ion homeostasis
Cellular component (GO): endoplasmic reticulum membrane; cytoplasm; endoplasmic reticulum
Molecular function (GO): calcium channel activity
Source: RefSeq, a predicted model, not a curated record